This is a messenger RNA of Serpula lacrymans var. lacrymans S7.9, 1216 nucleotides long. RefSeq lists its product as uncharacterized. Bases 178 to 984 code for a protein of 268 amino acids. NCBI's taxonomy places the organism in Eukaryota, Fungi, Basidiomycota, Agaricomycetes, Boletales, Serpulaceae. Gene Ontology annotation, molecular function: L-amino acid transmembrane transporter activity. Gene Ontology annotation, cellular component: membrane. Gene Ontology annotation, biological process: amino acid transmembrane transport. The record is from RefSeq and is a predicted model, not a curated record. The transcript has 13 exons.
CUACUUUUCGUUGUGAUCACAGGCUGGGUGGUCCUCUCUGGAAAGACACGUGUUGCAGACCCUCAUGCAAACUUCCGCAACGCGUUUGCUGGUAGCUCCCAAAGUAGCAAUGAUUAUGCUACGGCCACCUUCAAAGUUCUCAACGCAUAUUCCGGAUGGUCAAAUGUCAACUACGUGAUGAACAACGUUCGUGAUCCCGUGCGAACGCUUCGCAUCGCUGGACCUCUUGGUCUUGGCAUCUGUGCGGUGUUAUACCUCCUUGCCAAUGUUGCAUACUUUGCAGCAGCCACUAAGGAAGAAAUUCAGAAUAGCGGCGUGACUGUUGCUUCACUGUUCUUUGGGCAAGUGUUUGGAAAUGCCGCAGAAAGGGCGUUGUCUGUUUUCGUUGCACUCAGUGCAUUGGGGAAUGUCAUUACUAUAACUUUCGCAGCUUCUCGUGUUAAUCAAGAACUCGCGAAGGAGGGCAUUCCUCUACCUUUUGGUAACAGAUUUUGGGCAUCCAACUGGCCAACAGGUAAAUCACCUCUCCCCGGGCUUAUUAUCCACCUGAUCCCAUCGGUUAUUAUCAUUCUCGGGCCACCUCCAAAUGUCGCAUAUCCAUUUAUUCUUGACAUUGAGGGUUAUCCUCAGCAGAUCAUUAACUUAUUCAUCGUGAUUGGUCUGUUUUGGCUGAGAUGGAAGAAGCCUCACGCGGUCCGGCCCUUCAAAGUGUGGUGGCCCGUGGCAGUAUUCUUCCUUGCUGCCGCCGUAUUCUUGCUCGUUGCUCCAUUUCUCCGUCCCGCAGGUGGAGUCGGCGAUACGCCUCCACUACCAUAUUAUUUGUAUUGUCUUGUUGGAAUCGCGAUUAUGGUCGCCGGGGUGUUGUAUUGGGCAGCAUGGCGGGUAAUUAUGCCCGUAGUGUUUGGAUUUGAAUAUGUACCACGGAAGGAAGCUCUCGACGAUGGCACAGUUGUCACGCUUUUUUCACGAAAGAAGGUAGAAUAGACGAGAGUGCCUGGUAUAUGUUGAUGUUUGCUUAUUUGUUUUCGCAAAAGCUAGAGACAUACUUGUUUGUGUAUUCUGUGCCCAUGCCACUGCCACUUCAUAAUACUCUUCUGUCAAUGUAAUCACUUCCUCUGACCUUUGUUACGUACUUUAUAUCGUUCCUUUGUCUAUUUAUUGACCACUCGUUGCUCGGUGGCCAUAUCACAAUCGAGCGUCCUGGGUCGUUCCGGGU